AUGUCAUCUCAAUGUUGCGCUGCCUUUGUGGAAGGGUUUACAGUGGUUGAGGAGUAUAGUGUCAUGGAGAAUGCAACUGGGGGUAGAGUUUGUUUUCAGCAAUACCUGCAGUCUGAAGAUCGGAGUAUUCGUCAAUGGGCAGAAAAUGCCCGCGACUCCUUCAAUGACAUCCGAAACUCCCCGGACCCGCUUCUUCGAAAAUACUAUGAUGAUCUUCGCCAAGCUCGACUCGUCAGUUCGAGUAAGACCUGGCAGGGGAAGAAAGUCGAUCGCUUGAAGCAGUACUUGUCAGGGACAAAUAAAAAGGUGCAGAAAUCCAAGCUGGAUCUCAAAGAUGGCGACGAGGUCUUUUUUCAAUUACGUCUCAACGAGCUUACGCAUCCCAGAGCUUACGCUCAGGUUGCACGGCCAAGUGAUCCUGCAAGCCGUCUAGCAGCUUCAAUCAGCAACAGUGAUCGGGUCAGAGGAGGAUUUCAUGUCUUCUUGCAGACCAAGGGCUCCUUGAAUGUCAAGAAAAUGAACUCUCUGGUCGAUGCACUGGAAGGUUAUUCUUUGGAGGAAAGCCGAUCUUUUAUUGGCCGUUGGCAUACUAAAAAAUCGACUUCGCAUGGAGAGCAGGCACGAGUACAUGUUUACACAUAG
This is a messenger RNA of Penicillium odoratum, 642 nucleotides long. RefSeq lists its product as uncharacterized. The record is from RefSeq and is a predicted model, not a curated record. The coding region runs from base 1 to 642 and encodes 213 amino acids. NCBI's taxonomy places the organism in Eukaryota, Fungi, Ascomycota, Eurotiomycetes, Eurotiales, Aspergillaceae. The transcript has 2 exons.